AAAAAGUAGUUACUCCCGAUCGCGGCUCGCAACUGACAUUUGGCCGGUCGUCUAUUUUCCCGAGCCACAAUCACAAUCGCAGCCAAUCAUAGAACACCGUUACAGUUACACGACAAACGUCACAAUGUUUGAAUGAUACUAGCAUCACGACAAAUUCGUUACUUAUUUGUCGUAUUGUCUGCAUAAUGACGUCGAAAAACGAUUUCAAGGAAAUAGAUUACUGUUUAAUAGGUCUCGUAGAGCCUAAAACGGUUCUGUAGAAUUGCACGAGUGAUAUAUACAAAAGAACUGAUUUGAAGACUGCAUGAAACCAAAUAGCCAAAAAAUUAUGUCCAAAUUUUACAGGUUUCACGGUGUCAAACCGCUUUAAACAUAUAAAGGAUAUAUUUUUAUGAAAUAUGAGAAAUAUGAAAAAAUCAAAACGUAAUAGAUGUAGGUCAGAAAGAAUAUAAGCCGAAGUGGCACAUAUUUGAUAUACUAAUGUUCUUGAAGGAAGCUUGUGUCCAGGGAAAUUCUGUAUCCAAUAUUCCCUCUCUAACAUUAGAGGAAGUUGCAACUUCAUAUUCUGAUGUAUCGAUGAAAGAUGAUUAUACACCGAAUUUAAUAAAUAUAGAUAUUUGUUAUGAUGAAACAUCACAGAAAUUUAAGUUAGUGUCAGAGACAGUGGACGUGCAAAUGAAGACUGACUUUAUAAGUCAACAAUCUCUUAACUCACAUAGCGAUUAUGAAAUACAAUUGGUUGGACCUCUCUCCAGAUCAAAAUCUACUUCUGUAUCCUGUAGCAUAACCACUCAAGUUUCUGAUGAAGUAAAAAAUCUUGUUACUAAAAGAAAGGAAGCAGCAGAAGACAUUUUGUUUUCUCACACUCUUGCAUUAUUUGUAGAAAUCAAGCUUCGUUCAUUACCUCCAGAGAUCCUCUAAAAAGAGUAUGAAAACGACAUUUUGAAACUGUUAAUGAAGUAUUAACUAGUCUUGUAUCGAAUUAAAAUUGUUUUUUUAUUGCAUUGU
This is a messenger RNA of Odontomachus brunneus, 1008 nucleotides long. RefSeq lists its product as uncharacterized. The transcript is spliced from 4 exons. The record is from RefSeq and is a predicted model, not a curated record. Lineage: Eukaryota; Metazoa; Arthropoda; Insecta; Hymenoptera; Formicidae. The coding region runs from base 481 to 921 and encodes 146 amino acids.